Molecule: messenger RNA, 2147 nt
Organism: Geodia barretti
Lineage: Eukaryota; Metazoa; Porifera; Demospongiae; Tetractinellida; Geodiidae
Source: the annotation of a GenBank genome assembly
CAGCCCAACUUACGGCAACUUUGUGCAUGUCAAAGUGGAUGAGGACUGGAGAUUUCCUGACUCUGAUUCUGAGGGGAUACUUUAGCUGCACGUUCUUGGCCUUCAUGGGAUUACUGUUGUCCACCACUUUACUCACGUCCGCCUCCAUGUGCCGUGACUUUCCCUGCAGGACGAAUAUUACAGCGUAGCUAUUAUCAUCAAUAAUGUGGCAUACUUCGUCUCCGGUGAUUGUUAGGGCGACAACCAGCAUUUUGGAGCAGGGCUCUCCAGAGGGUGUCUUUACGUCGUGGGAUCCCACGCACUGAGUAAUACUGCUCUUGGCUACAAUUCCGGCCUCGAGUGGAACCGCACAACAAAACAGAAAGAUCAGCAAAUGAACUAACAUGGUGUUCUCGCAACUUGCAGAGAAGCACUGCACAAGCGUUCCGACCAUGGAAACGUAAGUUACAAUGCGCAUGCGCAAAGGUUCCAGCGCGCGAGUGUUUUGCUGAAUCAGCACACAGCCCGGUGUGGAAAGAGAUGUCAGAUGAUUUGGACUAUGCCUUGGCGUUGUCCUUGCAGGAGGAAUUCGAGAGAGAGAAGAGCAAGGAAGAGCGCGGCAAUGAUCUGCCAAAAAUAUCGACACAGAAACCGAUCUCCGACCGCGCCUUGGCGUUGUCGUUGCGUAAGCAGUUCGAAAACGAACGGAGAGGCGAAAAAGAGCGGGAAACACCGACACGGAACUGAUGCGUGAGCGCUACGACCCUAAACUGAUAGUGGAUGAGCGGUGGGAGCUGCUGGACCCGCAUCCCAACAUCCACGACCUCUUCGUCCUCUUUGACGCCAUGUUUUUCGAGCGGAGGCUGGUCAACGCCGGGGUGGAGGUCCGCUGGAGCCCCAGAAUGACUCUCUGUGCGGGAGUUUGCUCUUACGAGGGGAGGGGAGGUCUGUGCUCAGUACGUCUGAGUGUCCCACUCCUGAAACUGAGACCCAGGAAAGAUCUGGUGGAGACACUACUGCACGAAAUGAUUCACGCACUUCUGUUUGUGACAGAGAGAAACACGGAUCACGACGGACAUGGUCCAAACUUCUGUGCUCACAUGAAGAGAAUCAAUGGAAUCACUGGAGCCAACAUCUCCAUCUGCCACACCUUCCACCAAGAGGUGAGGCGGUACAGGCAGCACUGGUGGAGGUGCAACGGACCGUGUCGCGACAGAGCUCCCUUCCACGGCUGGGUGAAGAGGGCCAUGAACAGGGCACCCUCUCCGAGAGACAGAUGGUGGGCCGAGCACCAGAUGACAUGUGGGGGAUCCUACACCAAGGUGAAGGAGCCCGAGGGGUAUGGGAAGAAAACCGAGAAAACAAAGAAAGUCAAAGUCGAAGGAAACGAGAAAAAAGUCUCAAAAAAGGUGAAAACGUCUUCCAAGGAUAUUAAGGAGAUGCUGACUGGGAAAGUUCGGGGAGAGGAAGAAAGUAGAAAGUCAAGUAAAGGGAAGAAGAAACAAAGUUCUCCCAAUGACAGUGUUGAUACUAAGGUCUUCAGUGGACCGGGGCAUACGUUACGCGACAGGCCGGUUCUGUCUGACACUAGGCAGCCGUCGUCACAGAGCGAGCGUAGAAGGAGGCUCCUCGAGGCAGUGGAGAAGAGACAGCAAGUGGAUCAGUCCAAGGGAAUGAGGCGUAAAUCUGGCGGGAGAUUAUCGGGUGAUAUCAGAGACUUUUACGCGACCUCUCCGUCACAGAAUCAGAAGAGACUGAAACUGGAGGACUUUCGUUCCAGUACAAAUGGACCAGUAGCCUCAUCUGCAAGUAAUUUGUCUUCAUCUAGUAGGGACCUCCCUCCAGAAUAUCACAGUUCGUUGCCUGGACCAAGUCCUAGCUCAACACCGCAGGCGACCCCACAUUAUGAUGAGGAGAGUGAAGCGUGUGGGGAUGAGUGUGCGGUUGUUGACCCUGACAGUGUUGUGGUGUUGAUUAGCGAUGAUGAUGAGGGGGGCGAGAGUAAUUCUGGAGAUAGUGGGAAUGUGCCAGUGGGGAUGUGCCCAGUGUGUGGUCGUACGGACAUUCCUCAUGAUGUCAUCAAUAGUCAUGUAACUCUGUGUCUAGAAGAAGACGACCAGCAAGACCCAGCCUAUUAAAAACACUCACAUACAGCAAGAAGAAACUUU